AUGGAGGGUGAGGAGGGUGGAGCGUUAAGGACUCCUGCUUCCAAGGAGCAUGUCUCGGGCACCGAGAAGGCAAUAAAAGCGGAGGAGAUGAACGAUAGCGAGGAGAGGUUUGCUAGAUCGCGAAAGACUCUAGCCCUGAAGAGGCACAAGACCCUCUGGAACGGAUUCUUGCCGACCGCUACAAUCCCUAUAACCCAUCUGCUCUGCAGCAACCGGAGCUUCCUAUGCCGCACCGCUAUGGUGCCCGUCGAUGUGGUGAUUGAGAUCAUCAAGGCAUCCCGGAGCAUCGCUGAGAUACUUGCCGGCGCCAAGAUGCCAGCCACGCUCCUCAACGUCUUCACCUCUCUCGUUGUGCUCGGAAUCCUCGCCACAAUCGGCACCGGUCUGGUGGAGAUUAUCGAAGCAUCUGACAGCAUCACCCAGAAGCUCGGCUCAGAACGAUUACACGUUGCACUUGAGAGGGCGGGACGUGAGGCGUAG
Messenger RNA from Zymoseptoria tritici IPO323, 480 nucleotides. RefSeq lists its product as uncharacterized. The transcript is spliced from 2 exons. The record is from RefSeq and is a predicted model, not a curated record. Bases 1 to 480 code for a protein of 159 amino acids. NCBI's taxonomy places the organism in Eukaryota, Fungi, Ascomycota, Dothideomycetes, Mycosphaerellales, Mycosphaerellaceae.